Messenger RNA from Cantharellus anzutake, 1781 nucleotides. RefSeq lists its product as uncharacterized. The transcript is spliced from 5 exons. Lineage: Eukaryota; Fungi; Basidiomycota; Agaricomycetes; Cantharellales; Hydnaceae. Gene Ontology annotation, molecular function: ubiquitin protein ligase activity. The record is from RefSeq and is a predicted model, not a curated record. Gene Ontology annotation, biological process: protein ubiquitination. Bases 210 to 1595 code for a protein of 461 amino acids.
UCCAUUCUGCCAAUCCACUGUGGAGGUCGACGUGCGGAGCUCCGGAGCGGCACCAAAUCAAUCACCAAAGCCCCAAACAACAGUCUCGGGCAAUAUGCCACAAAGUCAGUCAUUUGCCUCUCAUGGGUCAUUCGCGUGCCGCGCCUAAGCUUUCUUCGCUCGGGUGAAUAUGUACUUGAAGAGACAAAGCAAAUGCCCCUUCGACGGUCAUGCAAGGUGAUCGUUCAUCAUCAUCGUUAUCUCCAGUACCGGAGGAUGUAAGGGAUAUAUUGAAAAAGAAAUCUAAACGAGCAGUGACUCGACAAUGUCCCGUUUGCUUAGAGCACAUAUCAGUUCGUCAGCUUGCUGCCCAUGCAGAGUGGGAAACACAAAGGUUAGAGGAGCUGAGUAAUCGGAUGCCAUCGCCCCCACCCCUUGAGGAAACUCUGGAUUACGAUGUGAAUGCUGGUGAAGCUGGUCCGAGCACUCGUCGUGCAGCUGCUCGUGCCAGGAAGAGCAUCACACCUCGGAGUGCGGCUCCUCGUACUGCGCUAGAAUCAUUAACCACUGAAGCAGAGAAGACGAUCCGCUUCCUGCAAACGAGGCGGAGAAAGAGACACGCGAAAGCGAAAGAGAUCUCCAAAUUGAUUCUGGACGAUCUUGAUGGGCCCUCAGUAACCGCUUCAGCCUUGAACUCCUCCACCUGUCCUGUUUGUGGUAUCCACAUUCCUCGCGAUGAAACAAUGGAUCAACAUGUCAAUCGAUGCUUAACUGAAACGGCCGCGAGCGAAGCUUUCCGAGCAGAGAUAGCGAACGCUGAGAGGCAACUCCAACAAGCAACAGGAGAAGUUUAUGAAUUUGCGGGGGAAACCCGCAUUCGAGUCACAUCACUGACAGGGUAUCAAGGGACUGGCUUCAGCAUUCGGGAUCGAACAUUGGGCGAUGUGGACGAUGAAUUGGAUAUUGAAGGUGUCGACGAGGCUGUCUUUGGCGAUGCGCAAUUUAACGAGGGAGACAUAGUUCCCGUGAAUCCAAACGAGGAUGACGUCGUUGACAUUGACAAUAAUUCUGAUGCUGAGGACUCGCCGAUGGAGGAGGUGGAGGAGGAAGCGCCGCUUGGCGGAAAUUCUUCAACCUCCCGUGUUGCUCGUGCACGGUCCCUCAGAGAUCUCGUCUCUGCGGGAGAGGUUCUUCGACAGCCAAUAGUUGAUAACGAUGGGACCAAAAUGAUACAUGUUGUGAAUGGGGCGUUAGGCUCUCUGGACAUGGUCGACGAUAUCUCGGAGCUGAACCGAGUGAUAUCGAGCGCGGAAAGGAAGGAGGAUACAAACAUUCUCGUCAGGGCACUCAAGCGAAAAGCUGCCCUUCUUGAAAAUAGAAUUCCUCCGUCUCCUCCGAUAGCGGUACCCCAUACAACUCAUUCCGCGAGCACUUCGGGCCCUGGAAGCUCGAAUUGCCGUAUCUGCCUGGAAUCAUAUUCCGAACCAACAGUGUCUGUGGCGUGCUGGCACGUUUUCUGUAAAACAUGUUGGCUUCAAUGUCUUGGAUCAACGAGGCUGUGUCCUAUUUGCAAGCACAUUUCUGCUGCAUCCAACCUUCGCCGGAUUUAUUUAUAAUAUAGGGUAAUGAGGUACAUACGUCUCUAGAGAUUCAUGUCUCGCUUUCUCAUCGGCCGUCUUGCAAUUUUUUGGGACCAUGAUGCAUCUCAUUGCACACUUUGUACAGUACACACGUCUUCGGUCUAAUGUAUUUACGUCUGGCAUACAAGGUGAAUACGCUGAGUCAAAAAUCAGUGAUUGAAG